Molecule: messenger RNA, 1269 nt
Organism: Marmota flaviventris (yellow-bellied marmot)
Lineage: Eukaryota; Metazoa; Chordata; Mammalia; Rodentia; Sciuridae
Source: RefSeq, a predicted model, not a curated record
UUUCCUAACUUUGAGACAAGAUUCCUAAUCAUAAUAAAGCUCUGUACGCUUGUCAUGGAAUUUUCCUGGGGAAGUGGCCCGGAAUCCCAGCGCCUGCUGCUUUCCUUUCUGCUCCUCGCAAUCUGGGAGGCAGGGAGUGGCCAACUCCACUACUCCAUUCCCGAAGAGGUCAAACACGGCACCUUCGUGGGCCGCAUCGCUCAGGAUCUGGGGCUGGAGCUGGCGGAGCUGGUGCCGCGUCUGUUCCGGGUGGCGUCCAAGGACCGCGGGGACCUUCUGGAGGUAAAUCUGCAGAAUGGCAUUUUGUUUGUGAAUUCUCGGAUCGACCGGGAGGAGCUGUGCGGGCGGAGCGCGGAGUGUAGCAUCCACCUGGAGGUGAUCGUGGACAGACCGCUGCAGGUUUUUCAUGUGGAAGUGGAGGUGAAGGACAUUAAUGAUAACCCGCCUGUGUUCCUGGCGACACAAAAGAAUUUGUUCAUUGCAGAAUCCAAGCCACUUGAUACUCGGCUACCACUAGAGGGCGCCUCUGAUGCAGAUAUCGGAGUCAACGCUCUGCUCACUUACUCGCUGAGCCCCAAUGAGUAUUUUUCUUUGGAAAAACCAUCCGAUGACCCACGGGUAAAAGGUCUUGGGCUUCUAUUACGGAAAUCUUUAGACCGAGAAGAAACUCCGGAGAUUUUUUUAGUACUCACUGUCACUGAUGGGGGCAAACCCGAGCUGACAGGCACAGUCCAGUUACUCAUUACAGUACUGGAUGCUAAUGACAAUGCUCCAGUUUUUGACAGAACACUCUAUACGGUGAAAUUACCAGAAAAUGUUCCAAAUGGAACCUUGGUAAUCAAAGUUAAUGCUUCAGAUUUAGAUGAAGGCUCGAAUGGAGAUAUUAUUUACUCAUUUUCUACUGAUAUUUCACCAAAUGUGAAAUCCAAGUUCCACAUAGACCCAGUUACAGGACAAAUUUUCGUAAAAGGAUAUAUUGAUUUCGAAGAAUGCAAAUCCUAUGAAAUUCUUGUAGAGGGCUUUGACAAAGGACAGCUUCCACUCUCUGGCCACUGUAGAGUUAUUGUAGAAGUAGAAGAUACCAAUGACAAUGUCCCAACUUUGGAAUUCAAGUCCCUAUCACUUCCAAUCAGAGAGAACACUCCACUGGGCACCGUUGUCGCACUGAUCAGCGUGUCAGAUCGUGACUCAGGUGCCAACGGACAGGUGACUUGUCACCUGACGUCACAUGUUCCCUUCAAGCUAGUGUCCACUUUCAAGAAUUACUAU